AUGUCAACGCCGCAACAACAUAAGAAGCUUUCUUUAUUCCAACAAAGUACGAUAAUCUUAUUAAACACCGCUCUAUUCCUGCCACAUACCAGGGAAAAAAUUAAUUUCAUACUUAAUGAACUUUAUAGCAAAAUAAUGACAAAUUCUGAUAGUUUGGAAUACGGCUUUCCUAAAAAAACUUCAUUAGGACUUCCUAACUGA
Messenger RNA from Clunio marinus, 201 nucleotides. The record is from the annotation of a GenBank genome assembly. NCBI's taxonomy places the organism in Eukaryota, Metazoa, Arthropoda, Insecta, Diptera, Chironomidae.